Molecule: messenger RNA, 1853 nt
Organism: Linum tenue
Lineage: Eukaryota; Viridiplantae; Streptophyta; Magnoliopsida; Malpighiales; Linaceae
Source: the annotation of a GenBank genome assembly
CCUUACCCGGCCCAUUCAGGCCCAUACCGCUCCCUCAAAUCCCACUCUUCUUCCCCAUUUACUUCUCUCACUUCUCAAUUCGUACUUUCACGCUUCAGUUUCCUCUCCCCCCAAUCAGUCUCCCCCUUCAAUGGAGCCGCCGUCGAUCGAGCACUUGGCCGACGACCUACAGAGCGUGAGCUUCACUUCCACCGGAACCGGAACCACCGCCACGCUCCACCGCAGCACGAGCUCCUGCUCCUCGUCGUCGGCAUCCACUCUCACACCCGCUCCUUCCGCCCACACUUCCUUCUCUUCCAAGACGGCCCCCAAAAAGCAGCCGCAGCUGACGUUCUCGGAUCUCCGAUUCACCCUCCGCCUCGGAUCCGGCGACAUCGGCUCCGUCUACCUGGCCGAGCUCAAGAAAUCGACGUCCACCGCCGACGCCAGCGGCGACGAAAUCGCGAUUUUCGCGGCGAAGGUGAUGGACAAGAAGGAGCUGGUGAGCAGGAACAAGGAAGGGAGGGCGAGGACGGAGAAGGAGAUUCUGGAAAUGCUGGACCAUCCGUUCCUCCCGGCGCUCCACGCCGGCAUCGAGUCGCCAAGGUGGAUGUGCCUGCUGACGGAGUUCUGCCCCGGCGGCGACCUCCACGUGCUCCGCCAGCGCCAGCCGCUCAAACGGUUCGACGAAACCGCCGUCAGGUUUUACGCAUCAGAAGUAGUGGUGGCGUUGGAGUACCUUCACAUGUUGGGAAUCGUCUACCGCGACCUGAAGCCGGAGAACGUCCUCGUCCGUGCCGACGGCCACAUAAUGCUUACCGAUUUCGACCUCUCCUUAAAAUGCGACGACACCGUUUCAACCCCGCUAGUAAUCCUCUCCACCCAGAACCCGCCGGCCGGAGUCGCAUUACUUCCCAACAACAAAACAGACUUCGCCGCCGCCGAUCACCGCCCAAAUUUCACUUCCUCCUCGUGCAUCAUCCCCAACUGCAUGGUCCCGGCCGUCUCCUGCUUCCACCCAAUGCGCAAGCGAAAGAAGAAGACAAACCAACGAGCCGGGCCCGAAUUCGUCGCCGAGCCUGUCGACGUCCGGUCCAUGUCGUUCGUCGGCACCCACGAGUACCUCGCGCCGGAGAUCGUGUCCGGGGAAGGACACGGCAGCGCGGUGGACUGGUGGACGCUGGGUAUAUUCAUGUACGAGAUGGUCUACGGCGUGACGCCUUUCAAAGGCAUGGACCACGAGCUGACGCUGGCUAACAUUGUGGCCCGGGCGCUGGAGUUCCCCAAGGAGCCCGCCGUGCCGGCGGCGGCGAAGGACCUGAUUUCGCAGCUGCUGGCGAAGGAUCCGGCGAGGCGGUUGGGUUCGACGAUGGGGGCGUCGGCGAUUAAGCACCACGCGUUUUUCCAAGGGGUGAAUUGGGCUUUGUUGAGGUGCACGAAACCGCCGUAUGUGCCGCCGCCGUUUAGCAGGGAUGUUGUGUCGGACGAUAGUUGCCCCGAGACACCGGUUGAGUAUUAUUAAAUCAAAUAAUCAUAAGUUAUGUAUAAAAAUUAUUAGAAGGAAAAAUUGGCUAGAGGAAAGGAAAAUGAAAUUUCCCCACUGCGUAUAUUCGUCGGUCGAUUCCGGUGUUCAUUUCUCUUUCAAUUUGUUCUUGUUCUAGCGGUAAAUAUUUGCAGUGGUUGUAAAGAUGCAGAAGAUGGUUAUAGUGGAGUGGAAGGGUUGGUUUUUGAAACCAUAAGGUGAAAGAGUGUAAUACAAAAGCUCACGUUCAAAGCAAUGGCAGAUCUAACUACAUGUAAAACUUGUCAUAAAUUUAAGAGAUCGAAAGAACGCGAAGAAGGAUGGAAUUUAUUUACUGUAAAAAAGUUUUGGA